Molecule: messenger RNA, 2559 nt
Organism: Ornithorhynchus anatinus (platypus)
Lineage: Eukaryota; Metazoa; Chordata; Mammalia; Monotremata; Ornithorhynchidae
Gene: MPEG1
Product: macrophage expressed 1
Exons: 2
Coding region: 82-2280 (732 amino acids)
Biological process (GO): defense response to bacterium
Source: RefSeq, a predicted model, not a curated record
AGGCUGCUGGCUGUGCCGCCUCAGUUGGGUCCCCUCGUCCCACUCGGCGCAGCUGUGCUUGUGCCUCAGGUGGCUCGAGCCAUGAACGGCCUCGUGGUCAUCCUUCUCUGGGCAGCGGCGGCGGAGGCCGACAGGGCGGAUGGAGCCUUAGAGCAGAAACCUGCUAGAGCUGGGCUGCAGGACUGCAAGAAAGCACUGAACCUCCCGGUCCUAGAAGUGUUGCCCGGGGGCGGCUGGGACAACCUAAGAAACGUGGACAUGGGGAGGGUCCUGGACCUGGGCUACAGCACUUGCAGGACCACCGAGGACGGACGCUAUAUCAUCCCAGACCAAGUCUUCACCAUCCCCCUAAAGCGGAGCAACAUGGAGAUGAACUCGGAAAUCAUCGACUCCUGGAAGGAUUACCAGAGCACCACCGCCUUCUCCAUCAACACGGAGCUCUCCCUCUUCUCCGCCGCCAACGGCAAGUUCUCGGCCGAGUUCCAGCACGUGAAGACGUGCCAGGUGAAGGACCGUUCCGUGACCACCAGGGUCCAGGUGAGGAACGUGGUCUACACGGCCAAGAUCAACCCCUCCUCGGUGUUGGACCGAGAAUUUGCCAAACAGCUGAUGGACAUCUCCGACCGCCUAGAGAACAAUCAGACCCGGAUGGCCAACUUCCUGGCCGAGCUGCUGGUCCUCAACUACGGCACCCACGUGGUCACCGGCGUGGACGCCGGGGCCAGCCUCGUGCAGGAGGACCACCUCAAGUCCACGUUUGUCCAGAACAACUGGGCCCUCCGGAGCUCCAUCACUACUUCGGCCGCGGUCUCCUUCCACAGCUUGAUCGACGCCAAGUUUGGUGAGGCGCUUCACCUGGAGGGUGGCUUUAACCAGAAUUAUAUCUCCAACAGAACCAGCUCCAGGGUUCAAAGCAUCGGCGGGCUGGCCUUCUACCCCGGCAUCACCCUGAAGGCCUGGCAGGAGGGCAUAACCAACCACUUGGUGGCUAUCGACCAUUCCGGUCUGCCCUUGUAUUUCUUCAUCAACCCCGAGACGCUGCCCGAACUGCCCAUCCCCCUGGUCAAGAAGCUGGCCAAGACGGUGGAAGUCGCGGUCCGCCGGUACUUCGGCCUCAACAUCUAUCCCGGCUGCACCGACACGGAGUCGCCCAACUUCAACUUUCACGCCAACGCGGACGACGGCUCUUGCGAGGGGAGGAUGACGAACUUCACCUUCGGGGGAGUCUACCAGGAGUGUCAGCAACUGUCCAGCCAGGGAGAGUUCUUACUCUGCCAGAGCUUAGAGCAGAAGAAUCCGCUCACGGGGGGGUUUUCCUGCCCGGAAGGUUUCUCUCCAGUCCUGCUGGGCUCCCAGACCACGGAGGAAGGGUACAGCCGCCUGGAAUGCCACAGAUCGUGCACCCUGUUCGUCUUCUGCAAGAAAAUAUGCGAGGAUGUGUUCCGGGUGGCGAGGGCCGAGUUCCGAGCUUCCUGGUGUGUGGCCACCGGGCAGGUCUCCAGCCACUCGGGCUUCCUUUUUGGGGGGCUUUUCAGCGGCAAGAGCACCAACCCCGUGACUAACGCCCAGUCCUGUCCCUCGAGCUACUUCCCCCUGAGGCUCUUCGACAGCCUCCGGGUGUGCGUCAGCCAGGACUACGAGCUGGGCUACAAGUUCUCCGUGCCCUUCGGCGGGUUUUUCAGCUGCUCCACGGGGAACCCCCUGGCGAGCUCUGGUCAGCCCGGGGGGCAUCCGGAUGCCCCUUUCCUGAAAAGAUGCCCCGGGGGCUUCAGUCAGCACCAAGCGCUCAUCAGCGAUGGCUGCCAGGUGUCAUACUGUGUCAAAGCCGGGCUCUUCACCAGCCAGUCCCUGCCUCCAGUCAGACUCCCUCCGUUCUCCCGACCCCCUCUCAUGAGUCAGGCCUCGACCAACACGGUCCUGGUGACCAACAGUGAGACGGAGAAGUCCUGGGUCCGGGACUCCUCCACCCACCUGUGGAAGCUGGGAGAGCCUUCUGAAGUGCGCCGGACCAUAAAGCUCGUCCAAGGGAGCGAGAGGGGCUUGUCGGGGGGAGAGGCCGCUGGCCUCACGACAGGAAUCACCACCCUCCUGGCAGCCCUGAUUGCCCUGGUCAUCUAUGGCUCCAGAAGGUACAAGAAGAGGGACUAUAUACAGAUGGAAGGGGAGAAGGAGGAGGAGGAGGAGGAACAGAGGUUGAUUUCGGGCUCCGCUAACUACACCGCCGGCCCAACGCAUCCGAACGAAACUUUUGACCCGGGGGAAGAGAACCCGGCCGUCUAAACUUCUCCCGUGGAAUUUUGCUUCACUUCCUUCUCGGCUCACGACGUAAGCUUGCCUUUAACUCUCCUCGAAUUUUUUUCUUGCCCUAACCGGAGAAGAGGCCGACGGCAAGUGUGUGGUUCUGAUGCUUCUUCGAAUCUCCAUCUCCAUCGUCUGGCCGACCGACGGAGCCGUUUGGAACUGUGCUCGGAAUGUGCGUCGCCAGAUGCCCAACCCAGCCCCGCCGGCCACCCGGGGCCAAGACACAGCGGCACCUUUUGACACUCCCCUCGUCUGAGG